AUGGCUCUAACCUUCAAUGUGGAUGCAACAUCGAUGAAGCGCGCAUUUCCCGACAGUGAAAAACAUAUCGACCCAGGAUCCCGCGCCAAGCUCGCUCUGUCAGCUCUCCAGACAUGGUAUAAUGAGACCACAGGCCUCUGGGAAACGACAGGAUGGUGGAACGCAGGAAAUAUCGUCGCAACGUUUGGUGAUUACGCAAAGGCGUUUCCCGAGGACGCAGACUUGCAGGCUCUAACGAGGGAUGUUUUCUCGAAUGCACUUGCUCGUGCACCAAUCAUGAACCCUCAACCGGGCUACGAAGAUGAACCAUCGAACAGUACAACUGACAAUCAAGAUGGUUCUAUGCAUGUUGAAAGCGGAUAUAUGAAGGAACUUGAUCCGAUAACCUACGAGCCCCGUUGCAAGUUCCCGCCGAAUUGGAAAGAUGGGACUAAGAACAUUUCAAGUGCAGAGGCUGAACAUCAUAUUGAGAGUCCAGACCCACACGACUGGCUUGACGGCUUCUACGAUGACGAUCUUUGGUGGGCGCUGGCUUGGAUCAAUGCUUAUGAUGUUACCAACCACCAACCGUAUCUUGACCUUGCCGAAGGCAUCUUUCUCGCAGUAGCAAAGACAUGGGGCGCUUAUUGCGAUGGCGGUAUAUACUGGAGCUGGAAAAAGAACUACGUUAAUGCCAUCGCGAAUGAACUCUUCCUCAGCACUGCAGCGCAUCUAGCGAAUCGGGUCGAGCAUAAGAAAGAGACAUACCUUGAUUGGGCGAUGAAGAGUCACGAUUGGUUCUUCGAGAGCGGAAUGAUCAACAUCAACGGUACCGUCAACGAUGGCUUGACAGAAGACUGUGAGAACAAUAACAAGACGAUCUGGUCAUACAACCAAGGCGUGAUACUCGGCGGCCUCGUCGAACUCCAGCGCGCCGACUCUCCAUCGGAAACUAACUUUCUUGAGGCUGCACACCGUAUUGCGCGAGCAGCUAUUUCUGCGCUCUCGGGUUCCAAUGGAGUCAUUCACGAUGCCUGUGAGCCAGAAUGUGGUCUUGAUGGUGGGCAGUUCAAGGGCGCCUUUAUGCGAAACCUGGUCCGGCUACAGCAAGCAUAUCCAGACGACAUGUUUUCCGCGACGAUUCACGUAAAUGCGCAAUCGAUCUGGAAGAAGAACAGGGAAAUGGAUGAAGGGCUUCCGUUCUUCGGUGUGGACUGGGACGGCCCAUUUGUCGAUCCCGCGGAUGCUAGUUCGCAGAGCAGCGCCAUGGACGCGCUAGUUGGUGCUGUAGUCACGGGGUGGGCGUUCAAUAUUGACAACGAUGGGACUUAG
Messenger RNA from Bipolaris zeicola 26-R-13, 1311 nucleotides. Its product is annotated as glycoside hydrolase family 76 protein. Gene Ontology annotation, biological process: carbohydrate metabolic process. Lineage: Eukaryota; Fungi; Ascomycota; Dothideomycetes; Pleosporales; Pleosporaceae. The coding region runs from base 1 to 1311 and encodes 436 amino acids. The record is from RefSeq and is a predicted model, not a curated record. The transcript has 2 exons.